Molecule: messenger RNA, 3236 nt
Organism: Zingiber officinale
Lineage: Eukaryota; Viridiplantae; Streptophyta; Magnoliopsida; Zingiberales; Zingiberaceae
Product: polyribonucleotide nucleotidyltransferase 2, mitochondrial-like
Exons: 16
Coding region: 93-2984 (963 amino acids)
Biological process (GO): mitochondrial RNA 3'-end processing; mitochondrial mRNA catabolic process
Cellular component (GO): cytosol; mitochondrion; chloroplast stroma
Molecular function (GO): 3'-5'-RNA exonuclease activity; RNA binding; polyribonucleotide nucleotidyltransferase activity
Source: RefSeq, a predicted model, not a curated record
ACCAUGCGACCUCCAACGAUCCCGCUUAAACCCUACUUUACUUAAACCCUCGCUCUCUCCCUCGUCGCUCUCGCCUUGCUCUCGCAUCCCCCAUGGCGGCAUUUCUCCGGCGGCGGCCGAACUCUAUUCCUCUCUUGGUAGCCACUCUACCUGCUUGCCUUCGUCUUCGGCCGCUCCAUCCCUCUGGAGUGCGCUCCGUCGGGAGCGCCGCCACGUUGAACUUCGCUUACGCUACUUCGGAUCAGGCGGCGGAACCUUCGCCUGGGCGAAAGGUUCUCGAGACCUUCAGGGAGGAGUUCGAGGUUGGAUCCGGCACCGUCUCCAUCGAGACCGGCAAGAUUGCUAGGUUUGCGAACGGAGCGGUUGUCAUCACUAUGGAUGAGACUAAUGUUCUCUCCACUGUUGCAUCAGCCAGAGGUGAUGGAACUCGCGACUUUUUGCCCCUCACGGUUGACUAUCAAGAAAAACAAUAUGCUCAAGGUGCAAUUCCUACAACAUUUAUGCGGAGGGAGGGAGCUCCCAAGGAACGAGAACUUUUAUGUGGACGUCUUAUAGAUCGUCCUCUUCGUCCACUAUUCCCUCGUGGUUUUUACCAUGAAGUUCAGGUUACGGCAAAUGUUCUUUCUUCGGACGGGAAGCAAGAUCCAGAUGUCAUGGCAGCUAAUGCUACAUCUGCUGCUCUCAUGCUAUCUGAUAUCCCUUGGAAUGGUCCAAUUGGGGUUAUUCGUGUGGGGAGGAUCGAUGGGAAAUUUAUUUUUAAUCCAACUAUGGAUGAGCUAAGUCUUAGUGACCUCAAUUUGGUUUAUGCGUGUACCAAGGAUCGUACCCUAAUGAUAGAUGUACAGGCGCGAGAGAUCACAGAAAAGGAUCUCCAAGCUGGAUUAAAAUUAGCACAUCCAGAGGCUGUCAAAUACAUAGAUCCUCAAGUUAGGCUGGCUGAAAAAGCAGGAAAGAAGAAGAGAGAAUAUAAGCUCUCAAUGAUUUCUGAUAUCACAUUGGAGAAAAUAAGGAACAUAGCAGAAGCACCUAUUCAAGCUGUAUUUACUGAUCCAAGUUAUGGAAAGUUUGAGCGUGGUGAAGCAUUGGACCAAAUCACUCAAACUGUUAAGGCAAAACUGGAGGAAGAUUGUGACGAGGAUAGCUUAAAAGUCCUUCCAAAAGCAGUUGACACAGUUAGGAAAGAGAUCAUCCGUCGAAGGAUUAUCGAUGAAGGAUUUCGAGUAGAUGGCAGAAAACUUGAUGAGGUUAGACCUUUGUAUUGUGAAUCUGGAAUAUAUCCUAUGCUGCAUGGAUCUUCACUCUUCUCGCGUGGAGAUACUCAAGUCCUAUGCACUGUCACACUUGGGGCUCCUGGAGAUGCACAACGUUUAGACUCAAUAGUUGGGCCGCCAAAAAAGCGCUUCAUGCUUCAUUACAGCUUUCCCCCAUUCUCUAUCAAUGAAGUUGCUAAACGAGGUGGAUUGAAUAGGCGAGAAGUUGGACAUGGAACACUUGCAGAGAAGGCUUUGCUUGCCCUACUACCUCCAGAGGAUGAUUUUCCAUAUACUGUUCGUGUGAAUUCUGAAGUUAUGGCUUCUGAUGGUUCAACAUCAAUGGCAACAGUAUGUGGAGGGAGUAUGGCUUUGAUGGAUGCUGGCAUUCCAGUUAGGGAACAUGUAGCUGGAGUUUCAGUGGGUCUUAUUAGUGAUGUGGAUCCAUCGACUGGAGACAUUACUGAUUAUCGUAUACUGACAGACAUAUUGGGUCUUGAAGAUCACCUUGGGGACAUGGACUUCAAAAUUGCAGGAACUAAGAAAGGGAUUACUGCAAUCCAACUUGAUAUAAAACCUGCUGGAAUACCUCUAGACAUUAUUUGUGAGAGUUUAGAACCUGCAAGAAAGGGUCGUAUUCAAAUUCUUAAUCGCAUGGAAGAGAAAAUAAGUGUGCCUCGUGCAAUGGAUGAUGGAAGCACACCUAAAUUAGCCACCUUCAAACUUAAUCCUGAAUCUCUUCGACGAUCUCUUGGGUUUUUGAAUUCUCAAAGAAAGCGGAUCGAACAAGAAACAGGCGCACGCAUUUCUGUAAGUGAUGGGACAGUCACUAUUGUUGCUAAAAAUGGAUCUAUUAUGGAAAAAGCUCAAGAAAAGAUCACUUUUCUCAUAGGACGUGAAAUUGAAGUUGGUGGCAUAUACAAAGGUGUUAUUUCUUCAGUUAAAGAAUAUGGUGCUUUUGUUGAGUUCAAUGGCGGCCAACAAGGUCUUCUCCACAUUUCUGAGUUGACACAUGAACCAGUAUCGAAAGUUUCUGAUGUUUUGUCUGUCGGACAAGAGUUGUCUGUGAUGUGCAUUGGGCAGGAUAUCAGGGGAAACAUCAAACUCUCAUUGAAGGCUACUAUCCCAAAGAAAGGUUCUCCCGAUAAGCAAGAUCCUGUUCCUGCAAAACCAUCAGCGAACGUUGGGGUCUCACCGUCAGAAGACGUAGCCACCUGCACAGAAAGCUCGACUCCGUCAAUACUAAUACGGAGUGCUGCAGAGUGUGAAGCUCAGGAACGUGCUGCUGUUCAACAUACCAAAGCCAAAUCUCGAAAGCAGGUCAGCUCUCCCAGGCCUUAUGAUCCGUCAUCAGCGCCUCAAAACCUUGAGGAGUCGAGUGUGAAGAAGAAGAGACAAAGCAAGAAAGAGAAAGAAAAAGAGGUUUCCGAUGGAACCAAAACCAAACGUAAGGCUUCUACACGAAAAAGUGUUUCCCACGCUGAUGAUGGAGACAGCAAGUCUAAACCUAGUGCGCAAGCACAAUCACUGAAGAUUGGUGAUAGAUUGCCAGCAAAGGUAUAUCAGAUCCGCACGCAUGGUCUUGUACUCGAACUAAGUGGUGGAACACGGGGAAUGUACAAAUUUGAGGUAAACGGUAGACGGGAUUUCGAGGUAGGUAAAGAGCUUCAAGUGAGGUGCUCAAGCUUUUCUACCAAGGGAAUUCCAGUGUUUUCACUGUCAGAGAAUGAGUGAUAUUGCGGCCAACGAUAAGUUUAGCCAGAGGUAACUCUCUUAUUGAUCUCAACAGACCCAGAUCAUCAAAAUCUACAAGAACAUCAGAAAUGGUAGGGACUGUCUUGAUAAAUUAAACGUCAACUGGAAGAGGAUCUUCUUCUUUUGUUCAGUCAGCUGAUGUGCUCUAUUUCACUACUGCCACACUUAUCCAGCAUACGCUUUUGGUAUUGAAUCAACAUUUUUUUUAAUUGCUGCCAAACAUUUUGCUCA